AUGCGUCGCGCGCGCGCCGAAGACGUCGCCGAGCGCGCGCUGCGAGAGGUCGCGUCGCGCGCGCGCGCGCUGAGCCCGCGAUCGAGGCACGCGGCGAUGCUAAGCGCGUACGACGAGUGGUUCAAGGGGCCGAAUGCGAAACGGCGACGCGGCGAAGCGCUGAGAGACGCGCCGUUCGCGGAGACGGACGCGGACGCGCUCGCGAGGGAGCACAGGUUCGUACGCGACGACGAUGAGGAUGGUCGACGACGGGGGGAGUGGGGGGUGAGAUUGGCGCGAAGGUACCACGACGCGUUGUUCAAGACGUUUGCGAUCUGCGACGUGUCCAGGGCGAGCGAAGGCGCGGAGCGCGGACGCGCGAAGAUCGGGAUGCGAUGGCGAACGGAGGGCGAAGUGAGAUCGGGAAAGGGACAGUUGUCGUGCGGGGAGCGUCGGUGUGCGAGGACGGAGGGGUUGAGGACGUUUGAGUGUCACUUUCGGUACGCCGAGCGCGGCGAGACGAAGAGUUCGCUCGUCAAGUUGCGAGUGUGCAAGAAGUGCGCAGCAAAGCUGGACGAUGGUUUUAAGCGCGUCCGCGACGAGAAAAAAAAAUCGGUUGGUCAUAGGAAGAGUGAGAAGCGAAAGUGCGAAAGGCGGGAUGAACAAGACGAGCACGACCAUGAGGACUCUCGAGACACGCUCGAUGGUUUGUUGUGA
Messenger RNA from Ostreococcus tauri, 696 nucleotides. Its product is annotated as Folate-sensitive fragile site protein Fra10Ac1. The transcript has a single exon. The coding region runs from base 1 to 696 and encodes 231 amino acids. The record is from RefSeq and is a predicted model, not a curated record. Lineage: Eukaryota; Viridiplantae; Chlorophyta; Mamiellophyceae; Mamiellales; Bathycoccaceae.